Molecule: messenger RNA, 510 nt
Organism: Knipowitschia caucasica
Lineage: Eukaryota; Metazoa; Chordata; Actinopteri; Gobiiformes; Gobiidae
Source: the annotation of a GenBank genome assembly
AUGCUCGUGGUUUUAAAGUUGAAGCUGUUUUGUCCUCUGUAUCCAGGGGAACUCAGAAGCAGUGCUUGUGGUAACCCAGGGGUUCCUCCCAAAAGCAUUUUAAAUGGGACCCAGUUUAACGUGGGAGAUAAGAUAAAGUACCGGUGUGUGAGUGGCUACGUGCUGGACGGUCACUCCCUGCUCACCUGUGUGAGGAAUGCAGGAGGCGUGUCUGUGUGGGACUUCCCUGUGCCCCUCUGCAGAGCGGAGGACACUUGUGGGGGCACCCUGAGGGACUCCAGUGGGCUCAUCUCCAGCUUCGAUGUGCCCUCCGGCGAUUUGUCCCCUGGGGCUGGUGGUGGAGCCGGUGGUCGAGGAGCGGUUGGAGGUUUGGGCAGCAGUGGAGAGUGCAAGUGGACCAUCCUCGCAGAUCCCGGGGACACAAUCUCCCUGGUGUUCACAGACUUUCAGAUGGAGGAGAAGUCUGAUUAUCUGGAGGUGGAAGGAUCGGAGCCACCGAGCAUCUGGUGA